Messenger RNA from Brenthis ino (lesser marbled fritillary), 1728 nucleotides. The record is from the annotation of a GenBank genome assembly. NCBI's taxonomy places the organism in Eukaryota, Metazoa, Arthropoda, Insecta, Lepidoptera, Nymphalidae.
AUGAACAAUGAAAAUAAUAAUGAAGAGAAUGACGUCAGCAAUGCUGACGUCAUUAUUUUUAAAAACAAUACGGCGUCUGGAGCUUCGUUAUCAGAAGUGGGAUCGCUCGCCACUUCCGCUCAACAACAACCUGAUGCUACAACAGAACCAGACCAUAGAUUGAAUACCACAAGCAAUACUGGAACUGUGUUGCCGCAAGACCAGCCACAAUCAGCAUUGUUAAACGCAUCAAUGAACAGUAUACCACCGCAAUUCCUUAUGCAGAUAAUGCAAGUGAUGCAGCAAAUGUCGGAACGUUUAAGUACACCACCAGAAACGAAAAUACGUAUUAAUGACAUUUACUUACCAUCUUUUGAACCCGACACUAAUGUGGGAGUACAGAACAUGUUUAUGACUCUUCAAAAGACAUCUCGGUUUUUAUCACGUGCUUGGGUCUUAUGGAGAAGAAUCACCAAGGACAAACUAUCAAAUGAAGAUGCAGUUGAAGCAGUGAUUGGUUGUGUAAACGAUGAAAGACUUAGGAUCGAGCUACUGAACACGCGGGCCACAACGGUAAAGAUUGGACCAAGAACUUUUCAGGCAGUUUUUGAUAGUGGUGCAGAAUGCUCACUUAUACGAGAAUCUAUAGCAGCUCAAUUGCCAGGAAAAAGACUAGAAACGGUAAAUUACUUGAUGGGAAUUGGACAAUUUCCUGUACUUUCAAUAGCUACACUUGUUACGAUUGGGGUCAUUGAUAACAUCAAUGUUGAACCACAAUUCUACAUAGUGGCGGACUACGAGAUGACGACAGAUAUUUUAAUAGGAAUGAACUUGAUAAAUAAUACAAAUCUCACUAUGAUGAUUACUUCGGUUGGAACAAGGUUAACACGUCUGCUGAAUAUCAAUCAGGUUCAAUGUAUGAACCCGAUCUUUGAUAAAUUGGAUUGUGACCUCACGAGUGAAGAAGAUAUUACAAAAUUACGCACGCUUCUGAACAAAUAUCAACACCUGUUUAUCAGAGUCCAAAUCGUAGUCGACGGAGGCAGAGAGUUUUUGGGCGAAUUUAAAACCUACUGUGACCGGGUAGGAAUAGAUGUCCACGCUAUAGCACCAGGAGUCAGCCGAGCCAAUGGGCAAGUAGAACGUGUCGUAGCAACAUUAAAAAAUACUCUUGUUAUGAUCAAGAAUUACGAAACAGAAGAAUGGCACACGACACUUGAAGAACUUCAACUGGCACUAAACUGCACUUCUCAUCGUGUGACAGGCGUGGCUCCGCUUACUUUACUUACCCAACGCAGACAUUGUGUUCCUCCAGAACUGCUAACUCUCGUAAAUAUUGACGAGCAGACUAUUGAUAUUGAAGCACUCACUAGCCAUGUUCAACAAAAAAUGUCACAAAAUGCAGAACAGGACAAGCAACGCUUCAAUUCAAAAAAAGCAAAGAUUCGUCAGUUUCAGCGAGGUGAUUAUGUACUCAUUAAAAAUAAUCCUCGUAACCAAACUUCAUUGGAUCUAAAAUUUAGCGAGCCCUACGAAAUAUUGAAAAUCCUGAACAACGACCGCUAUCUAGUAAAAAAGGUGGUUGGUUCAGGGCGUCCAAGAAAAGUUGCACAUGAUCAACUUCGUCGGGCACCUCAACCUGGAGACCAGAUGACCGUAUCGGCGGAAGAAGUCGACUCUCCAGCAUCAACCAAUGAGGCUAUAGCAUCUACUUCACGAAGCAAUAUAGUCGAACAACGAACUCAAGAG